Molecule: messenger RNA, 441 nt
Organism: Phyllostomus hastatus (greater spear-nosed bat)
Lineage: Eukaryota; Metazoa; Chordata; Mammalia; Chiroptera; Phyllostomidae
Product: ubiquitin-conjugating enzyme E2-17 kDa-like
Exons: 1
Coding region: 55-441 (128 amino acids)
Biological process (GO): protein polyubiquitination; ubiquitin-dependent protein catabolic process
Cellular component (GO): nucleus
Molecular function (GO): ubiquitin conjugating enzyme activity
Source: RefSeq, a predicted model, not a curated record
GCUCUAAAGCGCCUGCAGAAGGAACUGACGGACAUCACUACGGACCCCGCUCCCAUGUGCUCUGCAGGGCCGGUGGACGAUGACAUGUUCACAUGGAGGGGGGCCAUCAUGGGUCCCCCCAACAGCCCCUACGAGGGAGGGGUCUUCUCACUCAACAUACAGUUCCCAUAUGAUUAUCCCUUUCAGCCUCCGUGGAUUUACUUCACCACCCGGAUAUACCACCCCAAUAUCGACAGAAGAGGAAACAUCUGUCUAGAUAUCCUCAAGUCCCAGUGGUCUCCUGCACUGACGAUAUCCAAACUCUUGUUGUCCAUCUGCUCCAUGCUCUGCGAUCCCAACCCCGAUGAUGCCUUAGUUCCAUCCAUUGCCAGAAUGUACUUAAGGGACAGGGACACAUAUAAUGCCAUGGCCCGAGCUUGGACCAAGAAGUAUGCCAUGUGA